UUACACUAGCACAGCCAAAACAAGUCGGGAGGAGAAGGCAUGAAUACAAUGACUGCUGAAAUCAUAAAAGACAUCUCCCAGCCCGACUCACCUGUCUCCUCAGCACCAGAAAACGGACAGCUGCUGUUUAUCCGAAGCGUCGCGUCCAGGAGGGACACACAGACCACCAGCGGCAGUGCCAACCUCGAGGAGGGCAGCUCCCAGCCCCUGGUCUCCUCUGCCACAGCUCAGCCUCAGUCUUACACCAUGACAUCGGGCGAAUUCAUGCAGUCCACCCCUAUUUUUGUGCAGAGGUCUAAGAAGAACCUGUUUUAUAAGGUCUUGUGCUUCCUCGUGCUCGUUCUGCAAGGAGGCAUGUUGGAUUUCUACCUCAUCAUCUUCACGGAUCUCUACUGGUGCUCGUGGAUAGCCACGGAUUUGGUGGUUAUAUCGGGAUGGGCGAUCUUCUUCAUGAAAAACGCCAGGAGUAAGCGAGAACGAGCCUGUGGUUUCCACCAGAAGAGCUCCAUCUUCGGCUGCAACCUCGGAGAGUUCACCUUCGCGUACUUGGCAUGGCUCAUCUACGUGAUCGCGUCCACCCCGAAAGUGGUGCUCGUUCUGGAAACGUCCAUUCUGGAUCUUAUUGCCCUAAAGGUGCCGUUUGGCAUCACUGGGUUCAAAAUAACCAUGUUGCUCUGUGCGCCUUUGCUUUACUGCCUCAUCAACUCCAUCAUUGAAGAUCCCAACGGUGCCACGCGCUUUCACUCCCAAGGCUGCUUCAUGAACACCUGCUUAGACAUCCUGGACAGCUUCACGCUGGUGGAACUGCUCCUUAAAAACGAAAUCGACAACAUAUACCUUAGGUACACGGUCAUAUCCGUGUAUUUCAUCGCAUUGGGCGUUCCAGUUAUUUGGCUUUACGAGUUGACGGCCUCAGAGAUGAACUGUCGCUGGAUAUGGGCGAGGUUCUUCACCGGCGUGCUGCUCAACGCACCGCUGUUGGUGGUCAGAUGUUUCCUCGUCUUUGUUUACAAAACGCCCAUAUCGGUUUUCAUGUUCAAGAACAUCUUCUUCUUGGGGUGUAAGUGCCUGGAGCUGGUUGAACAGUGCGUGUCCUUACGAGGUGUCCGGAGGUUUGCACGUGGACGUGGGGGUAACGCAGCCCAGUUCUCCCAUUGCGUUUCCGAAAACGACAUGUGUCCUCACGGCUAUGUGAACACGCUGGCUGUCAAUACUCAGUCGUAGAUGCUCAUUAAGGACUAACGUUGACCGGAGGCCACGUACUACACAGUGUGCAUCAGCCCUUUUGAGGGGAGGUACUACUACAGGUGCUAACGUUCCUUUCUUACUAUUCAAAAUGAAAUCAAAAGAAACCAAUACACAAAAUGUACUGUGACUACCUUACGUAAAAGUGCAAAUUAUGAAGUGGUUUAACAGUGCAGUAACCACAAAUGUUAGCAAAUACACGCUCGAGAACGGAAGUAACCAUAGCAACACGCGUUAAAAGCGAGCGUUAAGAUCGAUAAAACGUACUGUCGCUGUUUAUCAAUUUAUUUUAUAAUUACAAAUCACAAAUAGAUAAAAAAUAAAAUAUAGUUUUUUUUUAAAACGUCUAACAGUUUGCUAAUUGGGCAGAACAUUACUGGGAAAAAAAUUAGUUCACCCAAAAAUGAAAAUAAUGUAAUUUAUUACUCACCCUCAUG
Messenger RNA from Megalobrama amblycephala (Wuchang bream), 1682 nucleotides. It is a transcript of the gene tmem121b, whose product is annotated as transmembrane protein 121B. The transcript has a single exon. The record is from RefSeq and is a predicted model, not a curated record. Bases 40 to 1224 code for a protein of 394 amino acids. NCBI's taxonomy places the organism in Eukaryota, Metazoa, Chordata, Actinopteri, Cypriniformes, Xenocyprididae.